Messenger RNA from Monodelphis domestica (gray short-tailed opossum), 2677 nucleotides. RefSeq names its product nitric oxide associated 1 (gene NOA1). The record is from RefSeq and is a predicted model, not a curated record. Lineage: Eukaryota; Metazoa; Chordata; Mammalia; Didelphimorphia; Didelphidae. Gene Ontology annotation, molecular function: GTP binding.
GCGCUCUGACUGCGCCUGUGCUGGGCGUCAUGCAAAGGAGGCGGGGCUACGUGGAGUGUUCCCAGUCUGCCGGGUGGUUCACUUCUCUAGUUGGGUAGUGUCAGUUACACGGAAAGAAUGAUUCAACAUCUGCAGUGAUGUGAAUGGGCAGCAGAUCGAAUCUCCGAAUUUAAGUGAUUUCCAGUUUGUUACUACUGAAGUGAGAAAUAGGAAACAUUGAAAUAAAAACGCUAAGGUGGAGAUAAUGCCUUUCAUAAACGAUUUGGACACCUGAGGGUUGGAAGCAAAAAACCUUUAUUUUAAUCCUGAAUCAACUUUGAUCUCUUUUACGUCCAUUUAUAAUUUAUAUUUUUAAUUUUAUUAAGUUUAGCCCUAACUCCAUGGUCAGCCAUCACUGAUUUUCAAUUUAGCGAAAGAUUAAUACACGAGAAUACUUUUUCCCAAGAGAAGAAUGGAAAGGGAAAGUGUAGACUGAGGUUGACAGUCCCUCUUAGGCCACCGUAAGAGGGUGGUCACGUGCCGGUGUCUUGUCCCUCCUUCCGUUGAACUGUAGCAUGUGACUGUUCCUCAUGCUUUCUCUCCGCUUUUCGCACCGACUGCUCCUGCUGCGGCUUGGUGCUGGCCUUCCUGCCGCUCGCCAUGGCUCCCCGAGGCUGUGCAUCCCUCCGGGUCUCCCGGUACGGCUGCAACAGGGCCCAGCAGCAAAAGGGGUGCCGGGCGUGUGGACGAUGGUGGACCCCAGCAAGCUGGAGGAGAACUUCGUGUUCCCAGAGUACGUCCCCGAGCCGGACCGCGACGUGGAGCCGUCAGUGUCGGCGGAGCUGCAGCAGAGGCAGGCGGAAGAAGAGAGGCAGCAGCAGCUGCGGGAUGAGCGGCGGCAGAGGCGACUAGAGCGGGAGCAGAGGAACACCCGGAACACCCGGGAGAAGAGACAGCAUCCUAUGGUUGGAAGCCCCGACCCUACUGUGCCUGUCAGCGGCGUGAACUGCUCAGGCUGCGGGGCAGAGUUGCAUUGCCAGGAUCCCUUGGUGCCGGGCUACCUGCCCAGCGAGAAGUAUCGCAGCCUGGAGGCACAGGCCGAGGAGGGCGGGCUUGCCCGGGCAGUAUGUCAGCGUUGCUGGCUUCUGGUGCACCACCAGCGGGCCCUGCGGGUGCGAGUGGACCGUGAGCAAUACCGAGAGCUGGUACGUGCGGCGCUCCGACGCCCGGGGCCAGCCCUCGUGCUCUAUAUUAUGGAUGUGUUCGACCUGCCGGAUUCGCUGCUGCCAGACCUACCCGAUCUGCUCGGGCCCAAACAGCUGAUGCUGCUGGGCAACAAGGUGGACCUACUGCCCGGGGACUCUCCCGGCUACCUUCGGAGGCUCCGGGAGCGCCUGUGGGACGAAUGCGCUCGAGCCGGCCUCCAGCUGGUGCCCACAAAAGCAAAAGGAAGGCCUGCGGAGGCUGGGCGGACUGGGCCGCAAUGUCAGGUCCAGGAUGUGCUACUCAUCAGCGCCAAGACCGGCUUUGGAGUGGAGGAGAUGAUCUCGGCGGUGCAGCGCUCCUGGCGCUACCGAGGCGAUGUCUACCUGGUGGGCUCCACCAACGCCGGCAAGUCCACGCUCUUCAACACCCUCCUGCAGUCUGACUAUUGCAUCGCCAAGGGCGCGGACGCUAUUGACCGGGCCACCAUUUCCCCCUGGCCAGGAACAACUUUAAACCUCCUGAAAUUUCCUAUUAGCAGCCCAACUCCUUACAGACUGUUUGAAAGAAAUAGGAGGCUUCAGCAAGAAGCAACUAAAAGUGAAGAUGAUCUUAGUGAGCAAGAGCAAAAGCAUCUUAAACAAAUGAAAAAACGUGGUUAUUUGGUAGGAAGAGUUGGAAGAACAUUCUCUACGCCACAAAAUGAUGAACCCACCUAUGAAUUUGAUGCAGAUUCACUUGCUUUUGACAUGGAGAAUGAACCCCAGAGAAUAACCCGUGAGGCCCCCACCAAGCGCGUAGAAUUGAUACCUGAAGAAUUGAAAGAUGCUCACUGGUUUUAUGAUACCCCUGGAAUUGUAAAAGAAAAUUGUGUCCUAAAUUAUCUGACAGAAAAGGAAGUAAAGAUUGUUUUGCCAACACGUUCCAUUAUCCCAAGAACCUUUAUUUUGAAACCUGGAACCGUUCUGUUUUUGGGUGCUCUAGGGCGCUUAGAUUACUUGCAGGGAAACACCUCAGCUUGGUUUUCUGUUGUGGCAUCAAACUUACUCCCAGUCCACAUUACUACCUUAGAGAAAGCAGAUACCAUCUAUCAGAAGCAUGCAGGUCAAACAUUACUUCAGGUUCCAAUGGGUGGAGUUGAAAGAAUGGCAGAAUUCCCACCUCUUGUUUCUCAAGACAUUACAUUGGAAGGAAAUGGGAAGCUUGAGGCAGUGGCUGAUAUCAAGCUUUCCUCUGCUGGUUGGGUUGCAGUAACAUCUCUGUCCGAAGACAAACUACAUCUCCGAGGCUACACACCUCAAGGAACAACUCUGACCAUUCGACAGCCUCCCCUUUUGCCAUGUAUUGUUAGUGUCAAAGGAGAACGAAUCAAGAAGAGUGUGGCCUAUAAAACUAAAAGGCCCCCCUCCUUAGUGGAUAAACUGAAAUCAAGUAACAAAAAGUAAAAAUAAGUUAAAAGAAAGAUUAAUAAAUAAAAAACAUUAUUACAAGUAAA